CUAGGGACCCGGACCCCUGCGAGCCCGCCACCGUUCUCUCCAGCGCCGCCGCCACCACCGCAGCAGCCGGAGCAGCAUGGUCCAGCUGGGAAAGCUGCUCCGCGUCCUGACUUUGAUGAAGUUCCCCUGCUGCGUGCUCGAGGUGCUCCUGUGCGCGCUGGCGGCGGCGGCGCGCGGCCAGGAGAUGUACGCCCCGCACUCCAUCCGGAUCGAGGGGGACGUCACCCUCGGGGGGCUGUUCCCGGUGCACGCGAAGGGUCCCAGCGGAGUGCCCUGCGGCGACAUCAAGAGGGAGAAUGGGAUCCACAGGCUGGAAGCGAUGCUCUACGCGCUGGACCAGAUCAACAGCGAUCCCAACCUGCUGCCCAACGUGACGCUGGGCGCGCGGAUCCUGGACACUUGUUCCAGGGACACUUAUGCGCUCGAACAGUCGCUCACUUUCGUCCAGGCGCUCAUCCAGAAAGACACCUCCGACGUGCGCUGCACCAACGGCGAGCCUCCGGUUUUCGUCAAGCCGGAGAAAGUAGUUGGAGUGAUUGGGGCUUCGGGGAGUUCGGUCUCCAUCAUGGUAGCCAACAUCCUGAGGCUUUUCCAGAUCCCCCAGAUUAGUUAUGCAUCAACGGCACCCGAGUUAAGUGAUGACCGGCGCUAUGACUUCUUCUCUCGUGUGGUCCCACCCGAUUCCUUCCAAGCCCAGGCCAUGGUAGACAUUGUAAAGGCUCUAGGUUGGAAUUACGUGUCUACUCUCGCCUCUGAAGGAAGUUAUGGAGAGAAAGGUGUGGAAUCCUUCACGCAGAUUUCCAAAGAGGCAGACAAGAAGGCUAAUGCAGUUGGCCUGCCACAUUUACCUGCAAAGCUAAGUGGGCUCUGCAUUGCCCAGUCCGUGAGAAUCCCCCAAGAGCGCAAAGACAGGACCAUUGACUUUGAUAGAAUCAUCAAACAGCUCCUGGACACCCCCAACUCCAGGGCCGUCGUGAUUUUUGCCAACGAUGAGGACAUAAAGCAGAUCCUUGCAGCAGCCAAAAGAGCUGACCAAGUGGGCCAUUUUCUCUGGGUGGGAUCAGACAGCUGGGGAUCCAAAAUAAACCCACUGCACCAGCAUGAAGAUAUUGCAGAAGGAGCCAUCACCAUUCAGCCCAAGCGAGCGACUGUGGAAGGGUUUGAUGCCUAUUUUACGUCCCGCACGCUUGAAAACAACAGAAGAAAUGUAUGGUUUGCUGAAUACUGGGAGGAAAACUUCAACUGCAAGUUGACGAUUAGUGGGUCAAAGAAAGAAGACACAGACCGCAAAUGCACAGGACAGGAGAGAAUUGGAAAAGAUUCCAACUAUGAGCAGGAGGGUAAAGUUCAGUUCGUGAUUGACGCCGUGUACGCAAUGGCUCACGCCCUACAUCACAUGAACAAGGACCUCUGUGCUGACUACCGGGGUGUCUGUCCGGAGAUGGAGCAAGCUGGGGGCAAGAAGUUGCUGAAGUAUAUUCGCAACGUGAAUUUCAAUGGCAGUGCGGGCACGCCAGUAAUGUUUAACAAGAACGGGGACGCACCUGGGCGUUAUGACAUCUUUCAGUACCAGGCCACAAACACCACCAACCCUGGUUACCGUCUGAUUGGACAGUGGACAGAUGAACUGCAGCUCAAUAUAGAGGACAUGCAGUGGGGUAAAGGUGUCCGUGAGAUCCCCCGGUCGGUGUGCACGCUGCCGUGCAAGCCCGGGCAAAGGAAGAAGACGCAGAAGGGAACGCCUUGCUGCUGGACCUGUGAGCCUUGUGACGGCUACCAGUACCAGUUUGACGAGGUGACCUGCCAGCACUGCCCCUACGACCAGCGGCCCAACGAAAACCGAACCGGCUGCCAGGAUAUCCCCAUCAUCAAGCUGGAGUGGCACUCGCCCUGGGCCGUCAUCCCUGUCUUCCUGGCAAUGUUGGGGAUCGUCGCCACCAUAUUUGUCAUGGCCACUUUCAUCCGCUACAAUGACACCCCCAUCGUCCGGGCAUCCGGGCGGGAACUGAGCUACGUUCUGUUGACGGGCAUCUUCCUUUGCUACAUCAUCACUUUCCUGAUGAUAGCCAAGCCCGACGUGGCGGUGUGCUCCUUCCGGAGAGUGUUCUUGGGCUUGGGCAUGUGCAUCAGUUACGCCGCCCUCUUGACGAAAACCAAUCGGAUUUAUCGCAUAUUUGAACAGGGCAAGAAAUCGGUGACUGCUCCCAGACUCAUAAGCCCAACGUCACAGCUGGCCAUCACUUCCAGUUUAAUAUCAGUUCAGCUUCUAGGGGUUUUCAUUUGGUUUGGUGUUGACCCACCCAACAUCAUCAUAGACUACGACGAGCAUAAGACGAUGAACCCUGAGCAGGCCAGGGGAGUCCUCAAAUGUGACAUCACUGAUCUCCAGAUCAUAUGCUCCUUGGGCUACAGCAUUCUUCUCAUGGUCACGUGUACCGUGUAUGCCAUCAAGACUCGGGGUGUCCCAGAGAAUUUUAACGAAGCCAAGCCCAUUGGAUUCACUAUGUACACGACAUGUAUAGUAUGGCUGGCCUUCAUUCCAAUUUUUUUUGGCACCGCUCAGUCUGCGGAAAAGCUCUACAUACAAACCACCACGCUCACAAUCUCCAUGAACCUAAGUGCGUCAGUGGCGCUGGGGAUGCUGUACAUGCCGAAAGUGUACAUCAUCAUUUUCCACCCUGAACUCAAUGUCCAGAAACGGAAGCGAAGCUUCAAGGCGGUAGUCACAGCAGCCACCAUGUCAUCGCGGCUGUCACACAAACCCAGUGACAGACCCAACGGUGAGGCAAAGACAGAGCUCUGUGAGAACGUAGACCCAAACAUACACAGGUCCAGAAAAAAUACCUAACACACCACCGAAGAGGAGUUUGGUCCCAUGAAAGAGCAGAUGUGAGAGACUGGGUUAAGGAUGAAAUGCCAGAUGUGGUGUAGCACAUGGCACAUCUGCAACCCCUGGGUAACCUUUAGUAACCCCUGCAAAUGACCACAGAAGAGAUGGACAUACAGACACUACUUUGUUUAAAAAAAAAGACCAUUUAACCAGAGUUAAAUUCACAGAAUUCCCAUUUCCUAAUUUUACUAACACUGUGAUGGUAAGAGUCCAUUUCAUAUUACACCUGUAACUUCUAGGGUUGUUUUUCCAGGAAGUCUUGACCAGUUCCAUAUAGAACGAGGCAGAUGGAUGUGUUCCUAAUACUUCUCUCAGAGGAGAGGAGGAUUCAGGCUGUCCAUGAAAGUCAUUCAAGACUUAUUAUUGUUCAGUUAUGAGCUGAUUUUGUUGUAGCCAAAGGGUUAUUGCCAAGCAGAAAGUAGUUCCUAUUCUAAAUACUCAGAGGUAACCCUUUAUCCUCUUCAACCAAGAGAUUUUUAAAAACCAGCAAAGAACUGAGUUUGACCCUGACAACGACUAUACAGAGAUCUAUGAUGUUGGCCCACCUCCAUUUCUAAACAGUUGGUUGAAUGAAUUCAUGAACACCUGACAGGAUACAGACAAGGCCCAUUAACAACAUCACGGGCAAGGUGAGAGGAAGGAGAAGCGUCAGACCGAGAGAGGGGAGAAACAGAAUGCACGUAAAGGCUCUGUUCUCGUGUCUUCCGGACAAACGGUCCGCCGAGAGGAGGGGGAGUGGACGGCGAGCUGCGUGAUACUCAGUGUGGUGCAGGGGGAGGCUUCGGGUGAGACAGACCUGGGUUCAAAUCCAAGCCACUCCACUCACCAGCUGUGUGGCUGUUAGAAUCAUUGAGCUUUGCUAAAGCUCAGCAUUUGCACAUGUAAAAUGGAGGUCCGUAAUACUGGUGUCAUAAGUGUGUCAGAAAAUAGCCUGCAUCUGGAAAAGAGUGUGUCAAUGAAAUGUUAAUUUUCUCCCACUUCUGAAAAGGCAAAAAGCUUUCCUAAAAGUAAAUUUCACUGUGACUGGUUACAAAGAUAUGACGGUGUAGUCAGUCACACCAAACACCAUGAGGUGGAUGGCAGUGACCAACAAAAACAUUUCCAUGAACAUAUUUCUGCAUCUAUUUAUAUGUAAUAACUACACCUACAUAGUUAUACUUCUGCAGUGUUUUAUUCUCAGACCCCUUGUCAGAUUAGCAUUUCACAAAACCCUUACCCGGAAGACAUUCCAACGGCAAGUUUACAUUUAUAGUCAUUCACACACACACACACACACGUGUGCAAACUGAACUAGAUAUGCCCAAAACCAGAAAAGCAGAAAAUACAGUCAAAAGUCUAUAUGUAUUAGGAAAAAAAAAAGACCAAAUUAGAAGUUUUGAAUUUGGGUAACUCACCUAAUAUUAUGCUGCUUAAAAACACCUAGUUUUCAAACCAUUGUUACUAGUGUUAACCUUAAUUGAGUAGGAUACAGUGAUGGCUGUUAAAAUGCUAACACUGACAGUAAUAAAAACGCAUCAGCUACCCUUUGAAGCAGGCACUGAACAGCACGCUUCGGCUGGAAGACCUCGCUUCCUCCUCACGAGAACUCUGUAGACAGGUGACCGUGAGUCUCGCUUUACCGAAGGAGCCUAGGCUUAGGGAGAUCAAGUCCAUCGCCAAGGCCCCACCCUCCUUAGCAGCAGAGCUUGGACUGAUACCCAGGUCUGACUCCCAAACCCAUGCUUGUUGCUCUUUGCUGCUCUGUUUCUCAGAACGUGUGUGACAUGUCAUAAUUCUGAUGCAGACCUGACCCUUUCGGCUACAGCUUGCGUAGAAAGACAACGAUGACGCGUGGUGGCAGCCUCGGGGUUAAAUGUGCUGUGAAAUGCGUUGUUGCUUUGCUGUGUUGUCUGCAGAGGCAGGAGUAACCUGAGCUCAAAGAAGGCUGCCCAGGUAGAGGCCUCAUCUUACCAACUCGAAAAUCCAAAUCUCUUAUUGCUGGUGUCAGUCAUGACACUUACUCCAUUUGGAAUUCAUUGGGUGCCUUUCCCUUGAAAAAUGUUUUCUUGGGUUUUGUCACUGUUGACGUUUUGGUGUCUACACAGACCAAAAGUAAAUAGUUCAAGGCAAAAAAAUGAAAUCAAAUAGAGCCUUUGUCUCACAACCAAUCCAAAAAAAUUUUUUGAUGAUUUUAGCUAUUUUGGUUUUGGGUAGUAGACACUCCCUAAAACUAACCAUGGAUAAUUUGCCGAGAUACUUGCUAAACCAGAGGAGGAGAUUCACGUACCUCCAAACAUUGGGGUUUCUGAUGACCCAGCUCUCAGAGGUCCCUGAGAGGGAUCACAAGACCUCAUCUGCACAAAAUCUGUCCAAAAGAACUUUCUGCAGUGAGGGAAAUGUCCUCUAUCUCUGCUGUCCAGCACAGUCACCGCUAGUCACGUGUGGCGACUCAGCACCUGACAUAUGGCUACGUAACUGAGGAAAAACACUUGUAACGUUACCGCCAUUUAAAUAAACUGAAACAGCCAUCCAUGGCUGUCUGCUGUGUUGAGAACACAGCUGGAGAUCUUAAUGGCAAGGAUUUCACUCUGGGACACUCAGUCUGAGCCCAUAUCGGAAGUACCUCCCAAGGCCUAGGCAGUACUGCUGAUCAGGGACAGAGCUAACGUCACGGAACGAGGUAUUUGAGGUGAGACAAAAGCGCAAACAUACAGUAAUUGUAAAUGACCCAAAAGGAGUCGCCAAUAGGGGGAGAGCGGUAUCACAGACAGCAAUUCUGCUUGGAAACCCAGUCCCUAGCAAUGCAGAAAGGACUGUUUGUAGAGAAAGAACAGCAAUAAGAAAUUCAAUUAAUGGAAACAGACAAGACUGUUCUGAUGAGAGGGAACAUCAGUAUUAUAGUCAAUUUGGUACCAAAUAUGGCUCAGAUUAGGUCAACUGUUUGAACUUUGAUAACAGAGACCAAGACAUUAUUUGCUGAAACUAAGUUGUCUGGUUAAAAAGAAACAAACAAAAUCACAGAGCAUGUACCUGAAAAAGGAAUCUGUUUUUCCAGAGGGGAAGUUCUGUCUGCUGUUCUCUGAGGCAGGGUAUCUGGGAGGAAGCUAUGUAGAGUCUGAGCUACCAAGUUAAUAAUGGGACAGAAGCACCCCCAUGUUCAUUGUCGCUCUCAGCACUUAGCCUCACUGUACUUCAGUCUUCAGUGUGUCCAUUUGUAACAGCCCUGCUCCAUCUCUGCAGCUGGCCAUCUGCCUCAUGCUCGCUUCUGCUCAUCCAACUCCAGGCUGCAAUUCAUGUCUACACAGGAACGAAGGUGCCUGUUGGCUUCCUAUGGGCAGGAAUUACAAGUGCCCCGUACUGCUGGAUUUUUC
Vicugna pacos (alpaca) is the source of this 6240-nucleotide messenger RNA. The record is from RefSeq and is a predicted model, not a curated record. NCBI's taxonomy places the organism in Eukaryota, Metazoa, Chordata, Mammalia, Artiodactyla, Camelidae.